Candidula unifasciata is the source of this 720-nucleotide messenger RNA. Lineage: Eukaryota; Metazoa; Mollusca; Gastropoda; Stylommatophora; Geomitridae. The record is from the annotation of a GenBank genome assembly.
AUGGCUAAGAUAACCACCACAAAACUUUAUGUGGGCAACCUUCCAAGUGAUGCAGACAAAGAUGAACUAGAAGAGGAGUUCAGAAAAUUUGGUUCUGUUGUUGAGUUUGAUAUUCUCAAAGACUAUGGCUUUGUUCACUUUGAGAAUGAGGCAGAAGCCAAAGAAGCAGUAGAAGCUUUGGAUGGGACAAUGCACCAUGGAAACAAAAUCAAAGUGGAGAUGUCUCGAAGUAAAGUGCGACAGAAUCCUGGCAUGGGAGGCAAAGGAGAAUGUUAUCGCUGUGGUAGAGUAGGCCAUUGGUCAAAAGAGUGCCCAAGAGGCCCGUCUCGUGACCGAGGGCGUGCUAGAGGUGACAGGUACAGCCUCUAUGACAGAGAUCCCUAUUAUCCAGACCCGUACGAUUUCUAUGCCAGAGCACGGCUGCUACCGCCACUCCCAUAUGAUCGCUAUAGGUUUGAUCCAUACGAACGUCGACUACCUCCACUUCCGCCCCCAUAUGAUUCAUCCUACCAUGAUUUUGGUAGGGUAUCGCCAGAUUACUACAGAUCUGCAGCAGCACGUGAUCCAUACUAUGAUUAUUAUGAAAGACGGAGGCUGGCAGCUUUAGAUGCUUAUGGCGACAAGCUUGCGGUUUCAUCAUCAGCCUCAUCAGGUGCCGUCAGUGACAUGAAAGCCCUCUCCAGGACUUCACUGCAGGGCAGAGUGCCAGGACCCUACUAA